This is a messenger RNA of Anopheles bellator, 2097 nucleotides long. RefSeq names its product homeobox protein slou-like. The coding region runs from base 1 to 2097 and encodes 698 amino acids. NCBI's taxonomy places the organism in Eukaryota, Metazoa, Arthropoda, Insecta, Diptera, Culicidae. Gene Ontology annotation, cellular component: nucleus. Gene Ontology annotation, molecular function: DNA-binding transcription factor activity, RNA polymerase II-specific; RNA polymerase II cis-regulatory region sequence-specific DNA binding. The record is from RefSeq and is a predicted model, not a curated record. The transcript is spliced from 8 exons. Gene Ontology annotation, biological process: cell differentiation; regulation of transcription by RNA polymerase II.
AUGGUGAUGAUGCAGUCACCCAUGUCUGAUUGCGGGCAGCCGGAGAGCCCGGCCACCCUGUCGCAGCCGAACUCGCCGCCCCACAAGAUGGUGGCACCCCCCAGCCCCAAAUCUUCGCCGUCCGAUGGCGAAGCGAUCCUGUUGCGCUUCAGCGAGUUCGCGACCGGACCGGACUCGGACGGCGGCCGGCGGCUGAGUGGCGCACCGACGGCCGAGGAGGAAGUCCAGCAGCAGCAGCAGCAGCAGCCGUCCGGCUGCCAGCAGAAUGGCCGCCGCAGCCGGAGCCCCAACAGUCCAAUCAGUAACGCUCCGAGCGAACUAUCGGACAGCAACGAUCAAACGCAGGACGGCGGCGGCGGUGGCGGCCAUCUUGGGGCGACGGCGACCACGGAGCGGCCGAUGAAGUUCUCGAUCGAGCGGCUGAAACAGUUGGCCGAUCACCACCACCACCACCACCAUCACCUCCAGUCAGGUGCAGGUGGCAAGCAGCAGCCGCCGCCGCAGCUCGGACAGUUCGUUCUGGCCGCCGCGGCCACUCAACCGCCGGCCCAGGCCGUGGUUUCUGUGAUACCGGCGGCUGCCGUCGCCGCUGGUCCCCUGCAUCCUGCACCGCUCCAUCCGGCCGCCCACCAACCGCACACGCCGCUGGCGGCCGGUGUGGCGCCCCUGCAGCCGUCGUCGUGCUUCCCGCACGCCGCCGCCGCCGUCCACGGCGUGCAUCCCCAUCAACACAGCCACCUCCAUCAACACCGUCACCACCAGGCGGCCGUCGCGGCAGCAGCCGCCGCAGCCGCCGCCGCCGCAGCCGCCUGCUCGCAACCUCAUCACCAGCCGCCGGCGGCGCCACCAACGGCCGCCGCCGCCACAGCGGAUCACCCGUUCGCCAUCAAGUACCCGGCAGGCGGCGCUUCGCCGACCGAGAUCGAGAUCGAGCGGUUCAAGAUCGCCCGGUCGCUGGCGGUGGCCGCCGCGGCCAAUGCCGCCGCCAACAACGGCAAGGACCUGCCGGACAUCGGCUUCAGGAUACACCUGAACGAGCCGCUGGUUGGGGUCGGGGGCCACCAGCCACCACCGAUCGGGUACGCCCGGAGCGACACCAGCGAGGAGCUGAUCGUCGACGGCAACGAGGAGAACUCGCAGGACGGCAUGUCGGGUUGUCCGGUCGAUCUGACGCGCUCGAUCGAUAGUGGCGGCGGCGGCGGUGGCGGCGUCGACGGCAAGUCGACGGAUUCGGCCGCGUCCAAGCGGCUCGCCUUCUCCGUCGAGAACAUCCUCGAUCCGAACAAGUUCAACGGUGCGGCGAAGCAACAGCAUGGCCCGCUGUCAGGUGGCAGCACUGUGUCCCCCGGUCCUCCCGGGUGCACCCAGCGAGACCUCAGCUCUCCGGGCGCCGCCGCCGCCGCCAACGGUACGUCACAUUACAACCACAACAAUAACAACAGCUGCACGACGAACCACAACAACAACAGCAACAACAACAACAACAGUAGCAGCAAUGGCGGCAAGUUCUGGGGACCAGUCACGGCCACCGGUCUGCUCGACAGGGAAGACAAGCUGAUGGCGGCGGACGACGACCAGAGCGAUUCGCGUUCCGCAAAGGACGUGAACGACCUGGACCAGGACGAUAUGGGCGACGAAACGAUGGGCAGCGACCUGGAGGACCACGCCAGCGAGACCGACUCCAAGAAGGAUGGCACCAACAACCGCGCCAGUGCCGACGGCAAGUCCCAGGGAAGCAGCUCCAAACCCCGACGCGCUCGGACGGCAUUCACCUACGAGCAGCUGGUGUCGCUCGAGAACAAGUUCAAAACCACCCGCUACUUGUCGGUGUGCGAGCGGCUCAAUCUCGCGCUCAGCCUCAGUCUCACCGAAACGCAGGUGAAGAUCUGGUUCCAGAACCGGCGGACGAAGUGGAAAAAGCAGAACCCGGGCAUGGACGUCAACAGCCCGACGGUGCCGCCACCGAACGGGGGCGGCACGUUCGGGCCGGCCUCCUACGCCAGCAGCCUGCUGUACCCGCACGCCAUGCCGUACCCGCCGUACGGACCGUACUUCCAUCCGCUCGGCGGCCACCACCUGGGCCACUCGCACUCGUAA